Dracunculus medinensis (Guinea worm) is the source of this 1521-nucleotide messenger RNA. Lineage: Eukaryota; Metazoa; Nematoda; Chromadorea; Rhabditida; Dracunculidae. The record is from the annotation of a GenBank genome assembly.
GAUCAGAAUGCUUCAUCAACGAAGAGUGUUUAUAAUUAUGCACAACCGGACGAAUUACGUGAACGAACGCCGAUGUGUCGAAUCGCUGAAAUCGCCAAGUAUAAUAAGUUAAAACAUGAAUAUAAAUUAAUGGAUGAAAGCGGACCAGCUCAUAAAAAAAGAUUUACUGUGGCUUUAACGCUUACGCCUGAUCAGGUGUUCUAUGGUUGUGGAGCAUCAAUAAAAAAAGCACAACAAGCAGCUGCUGACGUAGCGUUGAAGGAAACUACUUUAUCGCGGCCUCCGGAACGUAUUCUAAUGAAAAAAUAUCGAAAAGGUCAGAAUUUUUUUUUCUUUUUUGUUUUAAAUUCUGUUAAAUUUUGUUUUAAAUUCAAUUUUAAUUCUGGAAAUGUUUUUUGUAACCACACUGAAUAUUUUUCUGCAACGCUGGAAAUUCUUGUUUCUCCUCUCUAUUUCUUUAUUUCAUUUAUUUCAGAUCCAAAUGGUAUUGCUGGUUUGAAGAAUGGAAUGUUACUGAAGAAUAAAAUGCAUAAUUCAGAGACUACAGAUUUUGAAUCACAGACUCAUUCAUUUCAUACUCCAAAUCCCAACGAUUUACCUUCAAAUAGGACCCUUAAUAUUUCGGAUAUUGAAACCCAUUCUGGAUUGGUUCACAAUGUGAAGCAAAAAUCUGCCAUAUCACGUGUGCACGAAUGUGCUUUACAAAUGAGAAUGAAUGUUGAAUUUGAAAUUAUAAAAGAAGAUGGUCCAGCACAUGAUAGGCAUUAUAUUUCGCGUUGCAAAAUGAUUUCUCCUAAAGAAAUUAUCACUACGGAUGGUGAAGGAAGUAGCAAGAAAUUAGCAAAGCAAAAUGCCUGUGUUCUUAUGUUGUCGAAAUUGCAAUCAAUGGUCAAUUCACCAGUGUAUAUUGUGUCAACCAUAUUAAAAUCACAAAAAAAAUUGUAUGUUUCUAAAGAAAAUAAAAGAAAAACAAUAAUUAAAGACAAAAAAAUGGAUCCCGAAUAUGGGCAACAAAUCAAUCCUGUCAGUCGAUUAAUGCAGGUGAUGCAAACUAAAACGGGUAAAGAGCCGCGGUUCCAAUUAAUCGCAGAACGUGGUCAAAAUCGAUAUAAAGAGUUUGUUGUCGAGGUAACAUGUGGGGAUGAACUACGGUGUGAAGGCAUUGGUCCAAAUAAGAAAUUGGCUAAACGUGCUGCUGCAGAAAUAAUGUUGGCUAAGAUUGGAUAUGUUAAACCUAUGCCAAAACCUGGCAAAAGUUUAUUGAAGAAAAGAAAUAAUGAUUAUUUAACAAAGGAAAAUCAACAAAUUGUGGAUGUUGCUUCCGAAAAAUUUAGAAAAAAUGAACAUUCUUAUGUUAAAAACAGUGGCACUCAAUCUGUAAAAAGACGCGUUACAUUCAGUAAUGAAGUUAGUGCCUGUCCUCCUCCAGGUUUGUCCUUUAAAUACAUUUUUGUUUGGAACCAUUAUACCAAAAUAUAUAUUUUUUCGUCUACCAUUUUCUUUACUUUUAUUCCAUUUUAG